This is a messenger RNA of Myotis lucifugus (little brown bat), 864 nucleotides long. It is a transcript of the gene PSMB3, whose product is annotated as proteasome subunit beta 3. Bases 184 to 801 code for a protein of 205 amino acids. The transcript is spliced from 6 exons. The record is from RefSeq and is a predicted model, not a curated record. Gene Ontology annotation, biological process: proteasome-mediated ubiquitin-dependent protein catabolic process. NCBI's taxonomy places the organism in Eukaryota, Metazoa, Chordata, Mammalia, Chiroptera, Vespertilionidae. Gene Ontology annotation, cellular component: proteasome core complex, beta-subunit complex; proteasome core complex.
CUUCUCAAUCAAACUUCCCGUGCCGGUGACUGACAGAGACGUUCAGCCAAUAGAAAGCCAAAAUAUCCCGGAAAGGCCGGCCUUUCAGCCAAUAGAGAGAGAACAGCGAGGGUGGUUGCGCAGUGAGGUCCCCGGCCGGUUUGCUGGAAUUGUGGCGGUCGGAGGUCCUACUACACCGCAAUCAUGUCUAUUAUGUCCUACAAUGGAGGGGCCGUCAUGGCCAUGAAGGGGAAGGACUGCGUGGCCAUCGCCGCCGACAGGCGCUUCGGGAUCCAGGCCCAGAUGGUGACCACGGACUUCCAGAAGAUCUUCCCCAUGGGCGACCGGCUGUACAUCGGCCUGGCCGGGCUAGCCACCGACGUCCAGACCGUUGCCCAGCGCCUUAAGUUCCGACUGAACCUGUAUGAGCUGAAGGAAGGCCGGCAGAUCAAGCCUUACACCCUCAUGAGCAUGGUGGCCAACCUCUUGUAUGAGAAACGGUUUGGCCCCUACUACACGGAGCCAGUCAUUGCUGGGUUGGACCCGAAGACCUUUCAGCCCUUCAUUUGCUCUCUGGACCUCAUUGGCUGCCCCAUGGUGACCGACGACUUUGUGGUCAGCGGCACCUGUGCCGAACAGAUGUAUGGGAUGUGCGAGUCCCUCUGGGAGCCCGACAUGGAUCCAGAACACCUAUUUGAAACCAUCUCACAAGCCAUGCUGAAUGCUGUGGACCGUGACGCCGUGUCAGGCAUGGGAGUCGUCGUCCACGUCAUUGAGAAGGACAAAAUCACCACCAGGACCCUGAAGGCCCGAAUGGACUAACUCCCGUUUCCAGAGCCCACUGUUGUUUUUUGUUUUGUUUUUUAAGUAAAAUGUUUUCUUUCA